Messenger RNA from Penicillium lagena, 1425 nucleotides. RefSeq names its product fungal specific transcription factor domain-containing protein. The coding region runs from base 1 to 1425 and encodes 474 amino acids. Gene Ontology annotation, biological process: DNA-templated transcription. Gene Ontology annotation, cellular component: nucleus. Gene Ontology annotation, molecular function: zinc ion binding; DNA binding. The transcript has 7 exons. The record is from RefSeq and is a predicted model, not a curated record. NCBI's taxonomy places the organism in Eukaryota, Fungi, Ascomycota, Eurotiomycetes, Eurotiales, Aspergillaceae.
AUGGACUUGACACAGACUAUCUAUUCCCAGGAGAAUGAUUUAGGCCGAAGCACUGGGCCCAUUUUUGCCUCUUCCAACAGAGACAGUCCUGCCGACAACCCACAGAGUGCAAAUACUGCGCAAUUUGACCCUCUUUCAUAUCCAGUUCUAUCUGAACUCUGCUCAAUCUGGUUCAAGAAAUACCAUCCCUGGUUUCCGAUUCUACAUCAGCCUUCUUUGACUGCAAGUUUACAAAACCUGGAAGGCUCCAAAACAUUAGGCCACUAUCUUGUCGUCAAGGCAAUCUGUGCCGUUACCCUCAUUCAUUAUGAAUCGCAUUUGGUGGGAUCUCAUGAGCGACAACACUGGUCUGGUACUUUACGAGAUAACGUCAGCUCACAAGCUCUCAAGUCCUGUUCUCUGCAAUCGGUCCAGGCUUUGUUAAUUCUCUCCAAUCUCGAAUAUGGAGAAGGUCGAUUCGAGCAGUUUUGGAAUUUAAUUGCCUUAUGCAAACGUAUGGCUUCCCAGCUGGGUUAUGGAAAGUUAGUGAAAAAGCAGGUGGACCACAUCCACUCGUCCACAUCGGUGCCCCCACGCCUACAUCCCUUGUCCACGACGAUUAUCGAUCGAGAAGAACGUAUUCGAGCACAUUGGAUGUCUGAGAUGCUGGACAGUAUGUCAACGGUGGGUGUGGAUUGGGAUAUUGGUGCUUCGCCUCCCAUGUCGAAUGGCAUAUUGCCCUGUAGUGACUCUCUUUGGGCAUUUCCUGAGCACAUCAUUAACAUUUGGUCUUUUGGCCAAUUUCGUUAUUCCUCUGCAUUUUCUCUGGGCAUAAUUCUCGCAACCAACGAACUAUGCCUGUGGCAGACUGAAGCUCAAAAAAUUGAUGAACGUCUAACAGCGUGGCGCGAAGAGUUUGUGGCGGCAGUCUACCGGUUGAUCAACGCAGAGUUUGCGGAGGAGGAGCGAGCAGAGAUGGAUCCCAAUAUUGUCUUGACAAAUUGUGUACUAGACGAAGCCGUCAUUCUACUGUUCCAACGAAUGUCGACAAUUCCGCGCGAGAUCGACCCAUCUGCAGAGCCGUGGCAAUAUGCAACAAAUCGAUGCAUAUAUGCCUGCGAUAACAUGGUCUUCAAAGUGCGACAAAUGACAGAUGAAGAACUCAGCGUCAGCAACCCGCAUUUGGUGCUUUGCUUUUUCACAGUCGCACGUUUUUAUAUUGUUUAUGCAAAGACGGUCAAUGCCGACGUCCCUAGCGGUGUUCGCUCAAUGGCCUAUGCACUUCUCUGCUCCGGAAAACGAUGGCCUCUAGCUCUCCGGUACGAGAGCAUAAUACGCACAGCGAUCUCGGAACAUAGAUCGCUGAUUUCAGCGUCAUCGCUCCCCUCUCGCUUCUAUGACCUUCGUUACUCCACACUAAACAUAAAAGAUGACCUGCGGAGCUGA